This is a messenger RNA of Ostreobium quekettii, 828 nucleotides long. Lineage: Eukaryota; Viridiplantae; Chlorophyta; Ulvophyceae; Bryopsidales; Ostreobiaceae. The record is from the annotation of a GenBank genome assembly.
AUGUCGACGGGUGGCGACUACGGCGUCAAUCUGAUCCCUCUAAACGCGGAGCAGUUCGGCGUGCCCCUGGGCGGGGAGCAGCGUGGGCUGGGCCUGCCGGCGCCGGCGGUGGCGGUCCAGAAGCCCGCAAAGUCGGUGCUGCACGAGUUCUACCAGCAGCACCGCGGCACGCCGGUGUUCACGAUCGUGUCCAGCGCCCAGCCGCCCGCCGAGCCGUGCUUCAAGUGUUCGCUGGAGUGCCCGGGGCUGGACACGCUGUCUGGCAUCAGCUGCCCCACGCAGACCUUCGACGGGGAGGCCCGGUCCAAGCGUGCCGCCGAGCAUGCCGCCGCCAAGAAGGCCCUGGACUAUUUUAGGAGCCUGGGGCUGCUGCCCGCGGAGGUGGAGGGGUACAACAGGCAGCAGCAGCAACAGCAACAGCAGCAGCAAAUGCAGAUGCAGGCGCCCCAGGUGGUCGCGAUGAACCCGCUGCCCGUGUUCACGCCCUUCGGGAGGGGCGGGGUGUACGGCGCGGACGCGCACCAGGCGGCGAACGUGAUCCCCUUGGACCGCACCGGGGCGCCCUUACAGCUCAUGGUGGGCGUGGGGCCGGACGGGCAGUUGAUCGCAGGGGGUGGCGGUAUUCAAGAAGUGGAGGCUCUAACUGCAGACCUGGAGGGCAUCACGCUGCAGGAGUUGAAGGAGAGGUACAAACUGGUGGUCCAGGAGAACAGCAGUCUUCGGCAAGAACUGAGUGAAGUAUCACAAACACUGAGCGACGUAUUACAAAGGGUACAGAUUCGCCUGCAGAGCUCCGCAGUGCCUGCACAGCAGGGAAAGUAUCAGUAG